Molecule: messenger RNA, 4117 nt
Organism: Boleophthalmus pectinirostris (great blue-spotted mudskipper)
Lineage: Eukaryota; Metazoa; Chordata; Actinopteri; Gobiiformes; Gobiidae
Product: GTPase IMAP family member 8-like
Exons: 5
Coding region: 253-2979 (908 amino acids)
Molecular function (GO): GTP binding
Source: RefSeq, a predicted model, not a curated record
ACAUUUUAACAUAGCUCCAAAAAUAGAGUAAUAUGGGCCUUUUAAUUUUGGUACAAGGCCUGUAAUUUAGUGUCUAAUGAAGCCAGUAAAAUUAACUGGCAAUUACGACAUAUAAAUUCUUCUUUACGGUUUCCUCCUUCUGUUAUCCUUGCUGGACUGUUGACCCACAGCAGGGUGUGUUUAUCUUGGCCACUGUUUGGUCACUUAUUACCAGAAACCUUCAGACUCAAGAAAUCAUAAAACUGAGAUUCCAUGUCUGAGUUUGCUCACUUCUUCAGUCCUGUUGUUUGUGAGAUGGAGGGAUUACAAAUGGAAAUCACCAAACCACCUACAUGUAAUGGCUGGUAUAUGCCACAGCUAAAAAUCGUCCUUCUUGGAGGUAGAAACUCAGGCAAGAGCAGCAUUGGUAACCUGCUUCUGGGCAAAGAGGAGUUCGUAACUAAGGAGAGGACAUGUUGUUGUAGACGAAUGGGGUUCUCUGGGUCUCACUGGCUCACUGUGGUGGACACUCCUGGCUGGUGGUGUGAUCUGACCCCUCAAGAUACCUCUGAACUGGUGAAAAGGGAGAUAGUGACCAGUGUGACUCUAUGCAAUCCUGGUCCACACGUGUUCAUUAUUGUGGUUAAGGCGAAUUCAAUAUUCACCGAACAGCGACGUAAAGCAGUGGAGGAGCACGUCCAGCUGCUAGGGGGCGCUGUCUGGAAACACUGCUUCUUGGUACUUGUGUUCACUGACAGCUGGAGGCUUACAGAGGCAGAAGUACAUAUCCAAAGAUCAGGAAAGCAGCUACAGUGGAUAUAUGACAAGUGCGCCCAGAGGUGUCACAGCCUUGUAGUUAAUGAUGGCACCCAAAUCCCUGAACUCAUGCAGAAGAUACAGAAGAUGGUGGUUGCCAAUGGAAACACAGUGUUUGAAAUGCCAGAGGAUAUGUUACAGAAGGUUACAGAGGAGAAGAGGGGGAUAGAGGAGAGGGCACGCUCACGGUUUAAAAGGAUGAAGAAGCAGAGGGCCAUGCAGAGAGAGAAAUUGAGAUCCAUGACAGACAUCAAAAUUGUCUUGCUAGGAGCAAAGGGUUCUGGGAAAUCUUCAGUUUUCCACACAAUCCUUGGAAACAACCAGGACAAAACUCGAACUGUACAGACUCAUGUUGGACAAGCCUUUGUUUUUGGCCGACAGGUCACAGUGGUGGAUACUCCUGGAUGGUGGUGCAACUACUUUAGUGAGGAAACUUCCAUAUUUGACAAAAGGGAGAUGGUUUUAAGUCUAUCCUUGUGCCCACCUGGACCCCACGUUUUCCUAUUGAUAAUUCGAGUGGACCGCUCCUUUACUGACACCUACAGGAAAGCAGUGGAAGACCACAUUGGACUUAUAAGUGAUCAAAUCUGGAAUCGAGUCAUUGUUUUGUUCAGUUUUGGAGACUGGUUGGGAGGCACCACCACAGAAUAUUACAUAGAGAAUGAAGGAAAACCAUUGAGGUGGAUUGUAGAAAAGUGCAAUAACAGGUAUCAUGUCUUCAACAAUAAAACUAAAGGGGAUGGAUUUCAGGUUAGGGAGCUGAUGGGAAAAAUUGAAGAGAUGGUCUCGGCAUGUGGGAGCAACUGGCAUUUUGAAAUUGAGAACAGCGUGAUGAUAAAACUGGAGCAGGAGAUGAGAGAAGGGACUGAAAGAGCAGAAACACGAAGGAUGCUGAAGGAGAGGCAAAGGGAGACUGCAAGAGCAAAUCUGGAUAAAUUCCCUCCUCUGUCAGAACUCAAACUUGUGCUGCUUGGUGGCUGUAAAACUGGAAAAAGCUCUUGUGGAAACACUAUUCUGUCUCAAGACUGUUUCAAAACCCAAACUCAAACUUCCUCUUUCAACGAAAACCAAGUCCAUGGCAAAAGAGUCACAGUUCUGGACACCCCUGGAUCAUUCUGCGUGAACUAUGACCUCUUCAAAACCUCAUCUGCUUUCCUAUUGGUUGUGAAUGUUAGCUCUGCAUUCAAAAAAGUCCAUUUAAAAUCUAUUGAGGAUCAGAUUGAAGAAGUAGAACCACAAAUCUGGGAAAAGACUAUAGUUUUGUUCAGCUUUGGAGACUGCCUAGGGGACACUACUAUAGAGCAACACAUAGAGAGUGAAGGCCAACCAUUGCAAAAGAUUGUCAACAAGUGCGGCAACAGAUAUCAUGUUUUGAACAAUAAAAAAGCAUGUACAAAGCAAGUCAAUGACAUGAUAGGUUUGAUUGAAGAGAUGACAGUGAAAGAAAGACUGAAAAUGUUUGAAAAUGGUGACCAGAUGACAAGGAGAAUCCUGCAAAAACAACCACACCUGGAGGCAAAAGCUGUUUGUGAACUGCAUUUAUCAGAUGACUCUGCAGGAUCUUCAACAAUAAAGACUUCAGAGUCACCUGGUCUCAUUGUCCCACAUGGAAGUAGCAGUGAAUUGGAAAACAUCCAGGAUAGAUCAAACUUCCAAUGCUGCAUUACAACUUUACCAAAUGGAAAAAGAUUAUCAUUGACAGAGGCUGGACAAAAGUUAGUAUUCAAGAUUCCUGUUUGGCUUUUUGGAGAGGACACACCAACAAAUAUGAGAUUACAUUGUGAAACAUCAGGUCAUUCAGCCAUUGUUUUGUUCCUUCCUCAUUCACAAAGCAGAAGGAAUGAAAUGACCAACCCAGCCCGCUCCCUAUGUCAGCCCAUGUUGAUAGAUAGGACUCUCGAAAGGCUUACCAAACAUGGAAGUCUACAAAAUAUUAUCGAUCAAUGGGGUGACAGUAGCUUACAGGAACUUGAGGCGUUCAUUGACCUGUAUUUUGAAAUGGUGUGGGAGCAAGUGAUGGGUUCACAUAUAGAGGAGAGUUCACAAAGAGAGGAGGAGGAGACGGAGGACGAUGUGCUCACAAAUAUUAACCAGAAACUGUCAAAACUGGACGUCUUGGAGGAGAUAAAAGAGGAUCUGACAGAGCUAAAGAAGGCCAUACUGGAGCUGAAAAAGAAAUUAUAAUGAUGCUUUUAUUGUGAAAGGACAACUGCGUUCACGUGAAAUCACAACAUUAUUGAAAGUUUAACUUAAGCUGGAAAACAAGUCAGAAUUUUAUGGUGAAAUUUCUCUUUUAAAUUUCAGAUUUGUUGACCUGGUUUGUGGUUGAUAUCUGUAAGAACUAGCCGCUGCGUUCCAAAUAGGAAGUGACCACAGGGACACUACCUGCUCCAUCGACUCCAGCUCCAAUUGACCUUACAUUGAAAAAAUGUCACCCAUCUCUCUGUAGCUGCUGCUGUGGGCUUUGUCAUUUUGGUCUUAAAAUGUUUGUAUUAAUCCUGGUGUUUUUUCCCCCGUUUGGUUUGAAAAUAAAUUCCUAUUCCUACUAUAGAACUUAACUCCAAAUUCGUGCCAAAUUCGUGAGUUUCAUUUGAUUGGAGCCGAACACUAUGGGUGACGUCACACUCCCUUAGUCCACUUCUUUAUACAGUCUAUGAUCCACAUGAAACAAAAAACGGCACAACGUUCAAUGUAACCUCUCUUGGUAUAUAUAAACAAAUCUCAAAUAUAACACGAAUAAUAAAAUAGAUCCAAUUCCGAACAAAUAAUGAUAGAACUCAAAAUUUGUGGAUCAUAAGUUUGGCUAUUUCUUAAAUCUUCCAUAGUUAUAUAAGCCUGUGCCCAUUUGAGAUUAUGACUUCAUCAAAUACUUGAACAUGAUUGCAGCCUAUAGGAAAGUGUACAUUGUGUAAUAUAAUGUAAAUAAUAAAACGUGAUCUAAAAAGGAAAGAACUCAUCAAGAGCAGAUAUGUAUAAGCUUACUAUUUAAUUUCAUAUUUCAUUGUUAUAACUCAAAGCAUUUUAGUUUGUACAUUAUUUGCUGUUUUUGAUGAUGUAAGAUUAGAUGUACUCGUGUAGCAUGUGUUGUAACAUUUGUCCACAAGAGGGAGCACUUGCACAAGAAUAGAUUUUGAUACAAACUCCAAUGAGCAUUUUUCAAACAGCUGGAGCCCCUUUAAAACUUUAAGGAGAAGUCUAGUAUUAACGUAACAAGAUUAUAGUUGGUUUGCUCUAAAACGGAUGCCAAUUAUAUCUAAAGCUGUUUAAAGAUUUUAUUAUACUUUACAUUUUUUAAAGUAAUAGUUUGCUAAAUUUGGCAGAA